UUAUUAAUUUUCAUAUAAAAUGCCUCGGCAGGUAUAUGUGACCAGAUUGUUAAAAAUGUAUACAUUACAUUUUUCCCAUCAACCCCGUCUUCUCAUUAUUCUAUUGAAAUUCUUUUCAAAUACUUUACAAAUGCUUAAACGUACUACACGAUCUUUGUUUUUAAAAUGAAGCAACCUUUUUGGAACUAAACGUUCCUUCCACUUAAACUUUUUGUAACAGUAAAUUAAUUUGAUAACAUUGGUGGUUGAAUUAUAAUGAAAAAAAAAAAUGAUCAACUAGCUAAAAUAGUGUAAAAUGUGUCACAAUACUGUUUUGAAACAUACGUUUUUUGUAGUAUUGUUGUUCGUGCUUUAAAAACUGAUUAAAUACUUAUGUAUGUCUGACAUUUCCAAUCUCCAUUAUCAACUACUAUGCCAUGAAUUUAAUGAACAAUGGAGUUUGUUAUAUAUUACAGAAUAAUGCUCACUGAGAAAUAUAUAUCUACUCUAGAUAUAUUCAGUGCUUUACGUUCUGUAUUGUUUGUUUUCUCACUGUGCAAAAUUAUCUUUUGAAGUUAGUUGGCAAUUUUUCCUAUUCUCAUAUAGCUCUUUGUCAAGAUAGGGCCUCAUUAAUGUAUCUUACGGCUGUGUGCAAAGUGUUUGGUUUAAUUGUUUAUUCUGUUCUAUUUUAACAAUAUAAUUCUUCCUAGCUAGAUGACUCAUGUGAAGCUAAUAAUCACUUUAAGCGUAAGAACCAAAUAUAGACUGAAUGAUUUCGGAAAGAUUAUUGUUACAGUAGCGGUAGAAUAUGCACUAGAUUAUUAGUUAUGUUUAACACAAUAUCAUUCAAUAUGAUGCCUGUUAAACCUACUGCGUAUUUGUUGUGUUUUGCGAGAGAAUAGAAAGCUCCUGAUUUCAAAGUUAAUAUGAUGCAUAUAUAUGUCUUCAAGUUACUGAUUCAUCUGAGUUCCUAUGCAUAUUGCACUUCCAUAUUUACCCGAUGGUUGAAAAAGGUAUUAUCUGUUAACUCUUUUCAUCUUUUUUAAAAUUUUAAAACACUAGCAUAAAAUUUAUAUGGAACUAAAUAUAAACGAUCUGCAACAAUCUGUUGACUGGUUUGUGGGUUUUAAGCCUCUUGAUGCCAGCCAGCAUUAAGUUUAAUUGAUAUAUAUCUUUCGGCCACUAUUGUGAACUAAUGACAUUAAACUUUAAACAUUAAAUUUCACCCUCUUUAUUUUUCAGGUUGUUUUGUUUUCCAGAAGACUUUCAAAAUGUCAACUUCUUUCGGGGAAAAAAGCAGUUAAAUUUAAUUCUCUAUAAAUUUCUUCCCUAUACCUUGAAUACAUUACCUUAGGUUAUGUUUUGUUUAUAGUACGUUUUGGAUUACAGCUACAUGUGUGAUAAUACUUUAUAUGAUAGAACCUUUUUUUUCGUAGUUGUUUGAAUGCACCACAAUGGCUGCUGUAUUCAUUGUAAAUUCCUAGACAUUGUAACAUUAACUCAGAAAAUGUAAAUAUAUGUCGUGAAUACUCAGAUCAUUUAAAUUGAUGAGAUACAAAAAAAAACAGAAAAUUGUGUAGUAUUUGUUAUUUGAACCAUAGUUUCCGUUUUAGUAGAUAUCUAUUAAAGGUUAAAAAGCAUAAAUAUUACAUAUAAAAAGGAAAAUUAGAAUGUUUGUUUUACCUACUCUAAUGCUAAGGCGCAUUUAUCUUUACAAGCAUAAACGACAGGAAGACCACUUAGUCGUUGUUACUACUCAAAGAAGUUUAACAUUAAUUUGUAGAUUUAUCUUUUAGCUAACGUUCUUUUUACAAUAAGGUCGUGACAAUAGAUUUGUUUAACUGUCGAACAUUCGAAUCCGUCUAACUAUGACAUAAAAUGAUUUGCCUUUUUUCAUAUUGUCUAACACUCCUGACAUUAAAUAGAUUUAAACUGGUUGUUCUCUAAAAUAUCUUGACUGCGAAAGUUUCAUUGUAAGAAAUUGAUGAUAUACAUAUCCUUCUAUAAAAAUACUCACUUUACUUGUGUAGUAUAUAUUAACUUUUUUAAAUUAUUUAAAUCGUAUUGUAUAACAAUAGAGUUGGAAAGAUGGUUGAACAAAAUGAUAAUUAUCUGAAACAAUUGGGUAUUAAUAUGAAUAACUUAGAAAAAGAAAUGGAUUCAGCUAUUGCGAAAGAGUCUAGAUAUUGGCUUGAAAAUGAUGCAAAAAUUAGAGCUGUUCAACAAGGAGUUCCAACAUAUGAUGAUUUUAGAGAGCUUGUCGCUGGAUGCCAUUUGAAGCCUUUGGAUCGAUUAGAACUAACCAAUACUGUUGGUCAAAAGUCCAGCUGGAACUAUUCAGCAAUAUUAUCAAGUAAUAAUAGCUUGUUUAUGGAACCUGGAAUGAAUCCAGCUAUCCCUACGAAGUCCAUUACCACUCCACAGGAAUUCGUUGUACAGUGGCGUCAUAUCAAAUCAUCAUCCACGUCAGAUAGCAUUAACACAAACGGUGCAUUAUUAGAAUUAUUGUUCAAUCAAGAUAAUGAACUAUUGGAAAAUCUUUUUAACACUGGACUGGGUGUGUCAUAUUUUCCUGAAAUACUUUCAGUAUUAAAUCAUGCUGUUGAUAACAUGGACACUAUAUUACCAUCAUCUGAUUAUAAUAUCAGCAUCGUAAUAUCCAAGGUUUCUAUGACUCUUGCAAGUUUUCAACGGUCUAAACAAUUUUCUUUAGCAGUAGAUUGUUUACUAGAUAGUGAAAAGGAAACUGCACAUCAUUUAGUUGAAAAAAUCAAAGACAUCUCAAAAAAAUUUGAUCUUUCUGAAGAUGCUGGUGAAACUUUGAGGAAAAUUGCGGAUACUUUUAAGCGGAGCAAUACUUGUUAUGCUAUAGAUGACGUUAGGUCCUGUGUCUGAAGAAAUCUGAAGGCUUCAUUAGAUAUCUUGUUUUAGGUUUAUUGUAAUUGUAACUUGCAUUCUGUUUGUUCGGCACCUGUAUGUUAUUGUUUGUUCUUUGUAUUCUCUUGAAACAUAAUCUCUACAUGCAUUCAAAUUCUUGAGUAAAAAUACGAUUUUCCUCUAUGAAAAU
Messenger RNA from Schistosoma spindalis, 3046 nucleotides. NCBI's taxonomy places the organism in Eukaryota, Metazoa, Platyhelminthes, Trematoda, Strigeidida, Schistosomatidae. The record is from the annotation of a GenBank genome assembly.